Messenger RNA from Naegleria lovaniensis, 1767 nucleotides. RefSeq lists its product as uncharacterized. The coding region runs from base 1 to 1767 and encodes 588 amino acids. The record is from RefSeq and is a predicted model, not a curated record. Lineage: Eukaryota; Heterolobosea; Eutetramitea; Acrasida; Naegleriidae. The transcript is spliced from 2 exons.
AUGGCCUCCAAUUAUAAUCAUCAGCUCAACAACGACAAGGAUCAUCCCUCUCAUCACCCCCUUCACGCUCGUCCUUCUCAUCACGAACAAGAACUCUCCUAUAGUUUAAAUCAUGUUCCCUCUUCCUCCUCACUCAAUCAUUCCUUUCGUUCUCGGAUCCAAUCCAUCGUCCUCUCUCUAAAACAUCUUCUCGGACCCAUGUUCUUCAACAAGGGCUUUUUCAACGUGGUUAAUUUAGGAGCCUCUUUCUUUUUAUUAUUUGCAGCAUUUGGUACCACUCAAUCCUUCAUAACGACCCUCCGAAAAUCCGAAGGCUUUGUGAGCUUGUCCAUUUUAUAUUUUGUUUUUGCCUUUUCCAAUUUAGUCGCUCCUUCGUUUACACAAUUAUUUAGUCCAAAAUGGACAUGUGUGUUGGGAGCUUUGUGUUAUUGUUUGUUUGUGUUUGCUGCUGGAUUUGAUAGUAGUGUCUUGUUGUAUUGUGCUUCAGUGGUGAAUGGAUUUGGAGCUGCUUUGCUAUGGACUGGACAGGGAACUUUAUUGACACAAUCUGCAAAUUUAACGCAGAUGAAAAUUAAAGAAUUUCAAAUGAAGAAUGGACAGAGUUCUGAGCAGUCGAGUGCUGAACGGCAAAAUUCUGGACAGGAAAAAGAGGCAGCCUCUGGAAAUAGUGUGGAAGUGAUGGGAUUUUUUAGUGGAGUGUUUUUUGCCUUGUUUCAAUUGAAUUCGAUUUUUGGAAAUAUUUUAGCUGGAUCGUUAUUUAGUGCUGGAUUGACGAAUUUUCAAUUAUUCUUUGUGCUCACCAUUAUUGCCUUGGUUGGAUCUUUGUCAUUAAUUGCACUUAUGCCUAUUAAGAAAAGUGAAUAUGAAAAGAAAUUACAAAUCGACGAAGAAGAUUUACAACAUGAUAAUAUUCAUAUUGAUACAAGAAGUUUCACAGAAAGAAUUUCCAACAAAAUCAAAAAUUAUUUCACACAAGAAUUAGCCAAACAAGCAAAAGAUUUCGUUUCUCUCUUAAAACAAGCUUUUCUAGUGUUAUUUUCAAAGAAAAUGCUUGUAUUUAGUAUCAUUUCAUUUUACUCUGGAUAUAGCAAUUCAUAUUUCACUGGAUCGUUACCUCCUAUCAUUGGUCGAGAUAUGCUCGGAUGGGUCAUGAUUUUAUUUGGUAUCAGUCAAGUUUCUGGAGCCUUAAUUUCUGGAAAAAUGUUAGACAAAAUCGGGAGAAGAGUCACCAUGCUCGCAGCCAUGUUCAUUCAUUGCGUGGCUGUUUCAUUGAGUACACAAUUUGUGUAUUGGGGAAAUUCCGUUUCUAAUGACAUGGCUUCCAAUCAAGACGAUCCCUCUCAUACCAUCCAAAAACCAGCAGCUCUCUACUUGCUCUUCUUUGUGAACAUGUCCUUGUUUGGCUUGUCAGACAGUUUUCUCACAAACUCAAUCUACGGAAUUUUGGGAAGUCCCAAUUAUUACAAGAAGAAGAAUACUGCUGAAGCUUUUGCUGCUUUCAAAAUGACACAAUCUCUCUCCUCUGCCAUUGGAUUCUUUUGUGGAAUUUAUCUCAACGUUGUGACCAUUCAAAUCAUUCUCGCUGUUUCAUUUGGUGCUUGGCUUGUGGCCUUUUUUGUGAUGGAUAACAUGAUUGCUCCCGUAGAUAAAAAGCAACAAAAACACACAUCUGGUAAGAAGCAGCAUGCGGUGGUCACGAGUGAUUCUCCUCUUUUGCAAUCAAAUAACAAUAGUGCUACCAACAAUUCACAAAAAACCUUAGUAUGA